This is a messenger RNA of Cuscuta campestris, 1707 nucleotides long. The record is from the annotation of a GenBank genome assembly. Lineage: Eukaryota; Viridiplantae; Streptophyta; Magnoliopsida; Solanales; Convolvulaceae.
ACCUAAUCAAGCCCCUCUUUGUCCCCAUGUAAGGCCGAAACUAGGGGGGCCAAAAACAACCCCUCUUUUAUUCCCCAACAUUGACCAACCAUUGUCCCCCUUGUGUCUCCCACCUAGGCUGGAUAAACAAUAACAAAAGGACAAAAGACUUGUGAGUUUAUUGACACUCCACCCACCAAAUCAGUCCCCACAUACCUUCCAUGAAUGACCCAAUAUAAGGCCAAUAAAACCAACCAUCACCCAUCCCCUUUGUCCCCCAUUAUUUCCCAAGAAUCAUCACUUAUUUCCUUGUGAUUUUCCUCACUAAAGGACAAGCCACCAGCCAUGAAAAUUAAAGACCAAAUCCCUGAUUUCAUUCCAUUAAGAAAACAUAAACAAAUGGAUAUUAUUCUUGUGAUUUUAAUACACUUGUUGUGUUUGCUAUUUAAAUUCCUAAAUCUAUAUCUUAAGAGUGGUUAUCUUAAGUGUGAGUUUUAGGUUCUAGAUAUUUAAUUAAGUGUGUCAUAUCUUGAUUGAAUUCUAGAUUCAAACCCCAAAGUUGGAAUCACGACAUUCCAAUCUCUUGUCGUUGAGAUAUGGAUAUCCAAAGAUACUUCAAAAAUCUUGAGAUUAUUUAUGCAAAUGAGGCAAUCCUUCAAGGACCUAUUAAACGGUGCUACAUGUGUUGUGGCUAUGGCCAUCAGUAUUGGAGGUGCACAAAUAAAGAAGCCAUUCCUUAUGAAGAGCAUGUAAGGAUCAUAGCAGCAUAUGAGAAUCAACAGGAUGGAAAUUACGAAGAUGUCUUUGAUAACCAUGUCAAAGAUGAAGAUGACGUCUUCGUAAAAGGACCGGCUUCUAAUGCUCAGGAAGAAUCACACUAUAAUGAUUCUUCCCUUAUUCAAGAUGACUUGGUUGAUGAGGUAGUUAUAGAGGAAGCCACACCAGAAGUUAUAUAUUCUAAGGAAGUGAUUUCCAUAGAGUAUUAUCCUCUUUUUGGUAAAGGAAAAUCUUAUCUCAUCUCCGAGAUAUAUUUGAAGCAGGUUCUUACAAGGAAUGACAUCAUGUUCCGGAAAUUACACAACGAGGUGUCCACGAAUUCCGGAAGGAACCUCAUUAUUGGUGGUUUCUCAAAUUUCCCAUUUGAUCCGGGAAUUCUCUAAUGAAACCCCAACCAGUCACGGUGGUGCAAAAGUUUGAGGACAAAAUUUCUUCGAAGAAGGGGAGUAUGAUGUACCCCUGGAUGGCUCCACCAAAACCCCAAAAUCCAAAACAACACCAAAACCCUAAUCUCCUCUCCUCUUCCUUCUUCUCCCCCUCUGGCCGAAACUACAACCCAUCAACAUACCCCACAUGAUUUUGUUCAUUGAAUUAAAACAUAAAAGACCAAAACUCAUGUCAAACCACAAACCUAAUCAAGCCCCUCUUUGUCCCCAUGUAAGGCCGAAACUAGGGGGGCCAAAAACAACCCCUCUUUUAUUCCCCAACAUUGACCAACCAUUGUCCCCCUUGUGUCUCCCACCUAGGCUGGAUAAACAAUAACAAAAGGACAAAAGACUUGUGAGUUUAUUGACACUCCACCCACCAAAUCAGUCCCCACAUACCUUCCAUGAAUGACCCAAUAUAAGGCCAAUAAAACCAACCAUCACCCAUCCCCUUUGUCCCCCAUUAUUUCCCAAGAAUCAUCACUUAUUUCCUUGUGAUUUUCCUCACUAAAGGACAAGCCACCAG